UAAUUUGGGGAUCAUAUUUUUUUUCCUCUAUUUCAAAAGGACGAGUAGUUUCCCUCCCACGCUCCCCAAUAGAGUAUUCAAAUUCUUCUUGCUCGAAAGAGAAAGGCGAGUUUCAGAAAAUUGGCUUCUCCCCUAACCUUCGCCAUUUCUCCCACAUUUUAUGCUUUGUGUAACAAAGAGAGGGAAUGGAGAAGAUCUGUGAAGAGCUGGACGAGGUCAAGGUGGAGAUAGAGAAGCUUAGAGAAGAAUGUCGAGCCAAAACCGAGCUCUGUGGAAGCCUGAGGAAGGGUCAAGAUGAUCUAGCAGCAAAGCUUCAAGAAGCUAGGUUGGAGAUUGAAAGACUGGCUGAGGAAAUGUGUGUAAAGUCGAAGGAGAUCUUCGAGGUUAGACAGAUUUAUGAGGGAAUAAAGUCCAAAUUGCAGGAAAAGGAAUCAUUUCUCCAGAAUCUUAAUUCUGCUCAUCAAAAGAUGAGAGAUGAUUACUGUGAGAAAAUUUUGGAGUUGGAGGGGGAGAAUAAAAAACUAGUGCUCGCUUUAGAUGAAGCAAUGGCUAAAAUUCAUGAGUUGGAGAAAAAGACUUGUGCCAGUGACAAGGAAAUCAACGCGCUCAAGGAAUCUUUAUCGGUUAGAAAGGUCAAGAGUGUUGAAGCUCAGCUGAAUCUUCAGGCAUCAAGAGAGCUCAUGGAGGCAAAUGAGAUCAUCCACAAGCUCGAGGAAGACAAUAGGAUCUCACAAGAGCAGCUGAAGUGGAAGAAUGAGCAGUUCACGCAUCUCGAAGAUGCUCACAGAAGUCUUCGCGAUGAUUUCCAGGCAAGUGAGGCUGAAUGGGGAAAGGAAAAAUCUGAACUUCUCGAAGAGAUUUCUUCAUUGCAGACGAGCUUGGCUUCCCACAUUAGAAUCUCACAGGAUCUUAAGACUCAGUUGAGGAUGUGCAACCAAGCUUUAGCUCAUGAGGAAAGCAGAAGAAAGGUUCUUGAAGUGGAAGUGUCUGACCUCAGAUCUCAAUGUGAUGGCAUCUUGUUAGAGCACCAAGAAACAAAAGCGCAGCUUGAAAAUCUGACACUCAAGAGAGAUGACGAAAUUGGAGAACUUCGGAACUUACUAAGAACAAAAGAAAUUCUAUUCAAGGAAAUGAAGUGCAGAACUUCACUGCUAGAGCAAGAGAAUCUGGAUUUACAUGCAUCUAUUAAGGAACUUCAACACACACAAUUCAGUGACGCUGCUGCAAGAUCUUCCACUAAAAAACUGCAAACCAGAUUGAAAUCUCUGGAAAAGUUGCACAAUGAGUGCUCUCUACAAUACAAGCAAAAGGAAGCUAAGUUCAGCUCUGACAUUGAAAAACUGACGGAAGAUAUGAAAGAAUGUGUGUCUGAGUUGAAUGUUAAAAAAACACGAAUUGAGAACUUAGAGAAGGACCUAGUGGACUGCCAUUGUUCAAUGUAUGUUCAAAAUGAAUAUGUUUCCAUAUUACUCCUUGUCUUAAAGUCAGAGUUUCAUUAUGCGGCCACUGGCAAGCAUCUCUCAUCAACUGGAAUGGCCGAAUCAGAGCUCCACAGCACGGAGAAAGACAAGAAAGUUAUCCUCCUUAAAGAGCAGUUGAAAUCGAUGGAAACUGCACACUUUGCAGUUUGUGAUGAUCUGGAAGAAAAAAGUGAAGAAACAAUGGUCCUCAAGGCAGAAGUCCAAAAGUUAAAAGAAACAAUGGAAGAAUCAUCUAAGUACAAGCUUUGGUUCAAUGAACAAAUGCAGCAAACUAAAAUUGCUCUCCAGGAAAAAGAACGUGCCUGUGAAGCUUUAGAAAAAGCUACCUUUGAUUUGGCCAAAAGAACGAGUGAACUCAGGGAAAGAGAACUUGAAGCAGAGAAGUGGAAGUCUGUGGCAGAGUUUCUGAAAACAGACCUUGAAAAUAACAAACUAGCCAGUGAAAAGGAGAGUAAGAGGCUUCUCGGCAUUCUAAAAGAACAAGAUUCCAAGGCAAGUGAUAUGCAAAAGAAGAUUUCUGAAUUGGAGUCUACGGCAAAAUCAAGAGCAGAUGCAGUGGAAAAAUUAAAGAAAGGAAAUGACCAGUUAAAGCAAGACUUGGCCAAUAGUGAACUGAAAAGUGAGAAUGCAAAAUCAGAUGCUCUUUUGGCUUUUGAGAAAGAAAAGCAGAGGCUUCUGCUGAUUCUGGAAGUGAGAGAUGAACAAAUACACAAUCUCACGGAACAGGCAAAAGGUCUGAAGAAAAAUUUAGCAGUUGCAGAAACUGUCAUCACACAAAAAGAUGAAUUCAUUAAUGAAACUUUGCAGAAGGCUGAAAGUUCAAAAACUACUGAGAUUGAAUCAAAAAACAAGGUAAUCGCUGAACUGGAAGCGAAGGUUAGCUCUCUGCUUCAGGUGCUUGAAAGUCAAGAAAAAUCGUUGUUGAAUUUGAAAGAGAAGGACGAAGAGCUUGAGGCUAUGUUGGAAGGCAGCAAGAUGGAACUAGAAGGACUGAAAAGUCAAUUCAGUUUGGAGCGGAUGAAGUUGGAGCUUAAAAAUGAGGAACUGGAGUCCGAAAAAACUGAUUUAGUGAAUCAAAUUAUGAACCAGUCACAUAAUUUGGAAGGUUUCUUACUCCAAAUGGAUGGAAUGUACACAAGGUUUGGCGAGUCUUUGGAAGACGUUGAACUCCAAGAAAAACUGCAGAAAAUGUUGAAGCAAUGUGAGGAUGAAGAUGGGGUUGAAACGGAUGAUAUACGUGCAGGUGAUAACCAUACCAGCAGAGCUGUAAAAUCGACAUUCUUACCCACUCAGAAAUGGCAUGGACAGCGCUCCGAUGAAAGGAUCCCUCUGAAGGAGCGGAACUAUUAGUGUGUGCCUUUUGUUUCUUUCCGUGUUUGAGCUAUGAGCAUUUGUUUUCCAUUGUAAUGAGAAAAAUCUUAUGACUUUUACUAAUGCAGGUUUCUACUAGUUCUUAUGGUAUAGAGAUUUCAUUCUUGUGAGAAAAUUCAUAUGGAACAUGACUUUUCUUAUAGCAGGUUCCUACCAGUUCUUAACAAUAAGCUCUUUUUUUGUUU
Cuscuta campestris is the source of this 3037-nucleotide messenger RNA. Lineage: Eukaryota; Viridiplantae; Streptophyta; Magnoliopsida; Solanales; Convolvulaceae. The record is from the annotation of a GenBank genome assembly.